This is a messenger RNA of Fusarium proliferatum ET1, 1629 nucleotides long. Its product is annotated as putative DAL7-malate synthase 2. Gene Ontology annotation, biological process: glyoxylate cycle. Gene Ontology annotation, molecular function: malate synthase activity. Gene Ontology annotation, cellular component: cytoplasm; peroxisomal matrix. The transcript is spliced from 3 exons. Bases 1 to 1629 code for a protein of 542 amino acids. The record is from RefSeq and is a predicted model, not a curated record. NCBI's taxonomy places the organism in Eukaryota, Fungi, Ascomycota, Sordariomycetes, Hypocreales, Nectriaceae.
AUGGCUUCCGUCGAUUCUGUCCUUCAGGGUGUCUCCGUUUCUGGCAAGGUUGACGACAUCCACCGCAAGAUCCUCACACCCGAGGCUCUCGCCUUUCUUGCACUGCUGCACCGUUCCUUCAAUGAGCGACGCAAGAAUCUCCUUGAGCGACGCAAGGCUCGCCAGGCCGAGCUUGAUCGAGGAGUUCUCCCCGACUUUCUUCCUGAGACUAAGCAUAUUCGCGAGAACCCUACAUGGAAGGGUGCGCCUCCCGCCCCGGGCCUGGUGGACCGUCGUGUUGAGAUCACCGGCCCCACAGACCGGAAGAUGGUUGUCAACGCACUAAACGCCAAUGUCUACACUUACAUGGCUGAUUUUGAGGACUCAAGUGCCCCAACUUGGGACAAUAUGAUCAAUGGACAGGUCAACCUGUACGACGCCAACCGUCGCCAGGUCGACUUCAAGCAGGGACAAAAGGAGUACAAGCUUCGCACCGACCGCAAGCUACCUACUCUCAUUGUCCGUCCUCGUGGCUGGCACCUCGAGGAAAAGCAUGUCACAGUUGAUGGCGAGCCUAUCUCUGGUUCCCUCUUCGACUUUGGUCUUUACUUCUUCCACAAUGCCUUUGAGACCCAACGUCAGGGCUUCGGCCCCUACUUUUACCUUCCAAAGAUGGAGAGCCAUCUUGAGGCUCGCCUUUGGAACGACGCCUUCAACCUUGCUCAAGACUACAUCGGUAUGCCCAGAGGCACCAUCCGAGGUACUGUUCUGAUUGAGACCAUUCUUGCCGCUUUCGAGAUGGACGAGAUCAUUUAUGAGCUUCGCGACCACAGCUCUGGCCUCAACUGCGGUCGAUGGGACUACAUCUUCAGCGUCAUCAAGAAGUUCCGCAACAACCCCAACUUUGUCCUGCCAGACCGUUCCGCGGUCACCAUGACUGUUCCCUUUAUGGAAUCAUAUGUGAAACUUCUGAUCCAGACAUGCCAUAAGCGUGGUGUUCACGCCAUGGGUGGUAUGGCUGCACAGAUCCCUAUCAAGAACGAUACUGCUGCCAACGACAAGGCUAUGGAGGGUGUCCGCGCUGACAAGCUCCGUGAAGUUCGUGCUGGACACGACGGCACUUGGGUUGCCCACCCUGCUCUUGCAAGCAUCGCUACCGAGAUCUUUGACAAGCACAUGCCGACUCCCAACCAGCUAUUUGUGAGAAGAGAGGAUGUUACCAUUGGCCAGAACGAUCUGCUCAACAUGAACGUCCCUGGUACCGUCACGGAAGAGGGAAUCAAGAAGAACCUCAACAUUGGUCUUGGCUAUAUGGAGGCAUGGAUUCGCGGAGUGGGUUGUGUCCCUAUCAACUACCUCAUGGAGGAUGCUGCCACCGCCGAAGUCUCUCGAAGCCAACUUUGGCAAUGGGUCAAACAUGGUGUUAACACUGCUGAGGGCAAGCGUGUUGAUAAGUCGUACGCUUUGAAGCUGCUCAAGGAGGUUGCUGAUCAGCUUGCUGCGUCUGCCCCCAAGGGUAACAAAUACCACCUUGCUGCUCAAUACUUCUCUAGUCAGGUCACUGGCGAGGAUUAUGCCGACUUCCUCACAACUCUUCUUUACAAUGAAAUCACUCAGGCUGGACCUCCCAGCCCUGCUUCUAAGCUAUAA